Messenger RNA from Thalassophryne amazonica, 1248 nucleotides. Its product is annotated as tumor necrosis factor receptor superfamily member 25. Gene Ontology annotation, biological process: signal transduction. Gene Ontology annotation, molecular function: protein binding. The record is from RefSeq and is a predicted model, not a curated record. Lineage: Eukaryota; Metazoa; Chordata; Actinopteri; Batrachoidiformes; Batrachoididae. The transcript has 4 exons. The coding region runs from base 444 to 1091 and encodes 215 amino acids. Gene Ontology annotation, cellular component: plasma membrane.
AAGCAAUUGAACAGAUGUACCUAAUAAACUGGCCGGUGAAUGUGUAAAGCACAUGCAUAUUUUUCAGGAUUUCAGUUGGUCAUCUGUGUUGCACUUUGUCUAUAUUGGUUUAUUUACUUUUCAGAAAAGAAUGUCAGGAUGCCCCUGAUUGUCGGAAGUACUGUCCAGAAGCCCCUUCCAGUAGCCCUCCUGUGAAGACGAGUACUCCGGUUCGAACAUCUAUCACGCCGAACACCACCACAUCAAAUCCUGUGUCUGAGCCAGUGACUCAGAGCCGUUAGUUACAAAUACUGUGUUCCAUAUUUCAACAAGUAUUAUCUUUUUAUUUUAUUUAUUUAUGUAUUCCAAGUGGAAAAAUGAAAUGUUGGUAUUGAUAGAUAAAUGUUUUUCUUGAUCUUCACGCAGAGACCCAUGAGCCUGAACUGAUCCCGCUGGCCGUGGGGAUGAUGGUUCUGCUGCUUCUGCUGGUGGUCCUUCUGUCCUUUUUCAGCCAUUGCUGUUGGCCUCACUGGACAACAGACAAUGAUGCUGGGAUUCCUGCUGAUGACCCCGAACUCAACGAAGAACACAGUCAUCGGUCCAACAGCCCACCCACACUGGCAUUUACUAUAUACCAAGACCAGCCCAACAUGGCCCUCCUUCAGUGUCUGCAAACACCAGACCAUCCAACCCACAUCACUCCUCUAGUGCCAAAAUACAAAGCUGCCAGACAAGAGGAGCACUCGGGGCCGCCGGAGCGCUGGCCUGCCAUCCUUCUCUACGCAAUUAUUAAAGAAGUGCCCUUGCGUAGGUGGAAGGAGUUCUUGCGGCUGCUCAAGUUGACGGACCAGCAGCUGGAUCAGGUGGACAUGGAGGUCGGCCUGGGCCUGGGUGAGAAGCAGUACCAGAUGCUCCGGCUGUGGAGCCAACGCCCCUCUGCCAGUCUGGACGAAGUCUACUCUGCUUUGCACCACAUGGAUUUAUCCGGCUGUGCCCAGCUGCUGCAGGAAGACCUGGAGAAGCUACAGUGGACCACUGAACAGAUGCAGGACUUCACAGGAUGCAGACAUUAUGCAGGGCGGGGUUUCAUAGGGACAAAGCAGGACAUCUGAGGACGACGGGGGCUUCUUAAUGUCCCAACAGUCAAUGCACAAAACCAGAAACUUGAAAAUGACCCUAUAUCCAUCUGUCCAGAAUGGAACUCAAACGUUUUCUGUCGUUAUUUGGUGCCAUCAUAGAUUUUGACUCAGAGCGAAUUUAUGCGCACUA